Messenger RNA from Plasmodium gaboni, 1663 nucleotides. RefSeq lists its product as hypothetical. The record is from RefSeq and is a predicted model, not a curated record. The annotation marks the transcript as partial. The transcript has a single exon. NCBI's taxonomy places the organism in Eukaryota, Apicomplexa, Aconoidasida, Haemosporida, Plasmodiidae.
AUGGUUUAUAAAAAUUUUGAUCAUGAAAUAGGAAAAAGGAAGAUAUUCCUGGAUAAUAGGAACUGCGAGGAUAAUUCAAUAAAUGAAGGACUAAAAAUUAAAAUGGAAGACUGGAGAUAUGAAAAUAAAUAUAAUAAUAUACAUAAUGAUAAGUAUAAACAUUAUGGAGAUAUUUUAAAUAAAUAUGAUUACCAAAUAGAUAAUAUUAAAAAGAAGGAUGAAAGAGAAUAUGGAAAUUAUAAAAUGAAUGACUAUGAUAGGAAAGGUACAAACGUAUAUGGAGCAAGAAAAGAUUAUGAGGAUAAUAUAGAAAAUUAUAGAGAAAGACGUGAAACCAAAAUAAAUGAAACAUAUAUGAAUCCAACAGAUGAAUAUAUUGAGAGUUUAAAAAGAAGGAUAUCUCAAAGAGAUAUUAAUGAAUUAUUAAAUAAAUAUAAUAAGAAAGAUGAAUAUUAUCAUGAAAAUAAUUAUAUGAAAAAUGAUAAGCGACAUACUUAUCAUAAUUUAAAUAGGAAGUACGAUUCCUUAAAUGAGACGAAUAAUCGUAUGUUCCAUUCUGAAAAUAAAAAUAGAAAUAAUUAUUCACAUGAUGAUUUAUCACGUGAGAAAAUAAGGUAUCACUCAAAAAAUAAUCGUUAUUAUAAUUUAGAUAAAAGUCAAAAUAGUGUUAAUAGGAAUUAUAAUAGUAAUAAGGAUAUUAACAAUUUAAAAAUUUUUAACCGUGAGGAAACAGAUAAGGGGAGAUAUAAUAGAAUAAAUGAAAAUGUGGAAUAUUGUAAAAAAAAUUUUCAUAAUAUAAAUUUACAUAAUGAUGAAUCUUCUACAUUUGAUAGCGAUGAAUAUGAAAAAUACAAUAUUAGGAAUCAUGAAAGGAAAUUAUCACCCAAAAAAAAUCAUUAUAUUAAUUAUCAUAAUAAUGAUAAUAAUAUAUUUGAGUCUUCCUUUUCCCCCCUAAAACAAAAAUAUCCCAGUUUGAAUAAAUCGCUUGGAUAUAAAAACACUUUCAAUGAUCAUUUGAAUACACCAUGUUAUAAUAAAGAGUAUGAAAAUAAUAGAAGAAAAACUGAAUUUAAAGAUUACGAACAUAAUGAUACUUAUGAGAGGGAUAAAAAGAAAUCUUUAUAUGACACUUUUUUUAAUAUUACAGAAAAGUUAGGAAGUAUUCAAAAAGGGAAAGAAGAAAAUGCUAGUUUACAAAAAAAUGAGGAUAAUGAAAUUUUUGAGGAAGAUGAAAAAAACAAAUAUUAUAGUAAUGAAAACAAUAAUACAAUUAAAAAGAAAUCUAACAUAUUAAACCAUAAAAAUUAUAAUGAUAUAUUACAUGAUGUGUCAAAUUAUGGAAAUAUACGAAAUAGUUAUAUAUAUAAUAAUAGGGAUAGCUUCAAAAAUGAAGAGACUAAAAAACAAAAUGAUAAGAAUUAUCAAGAGGAAGAAACAUUUGAUUUUUUUAUAAAAAAAUAUCCUUCGAUGACAAAUAAAAAUAAUAUAAAAAGAAAUGAUAUUAAUGUGGAAAAUAUAUAUAAAGGUGUAAAUUGUUUUGAUGAUAUUUUAAAAUAUAAUUCUGAGGAUUCCAUAACAUGUGAAGAUGAUAAAAAUAUAUUGAAGGGUUUAAAUAAUAACAUAAAUAAUAAUAUAAAUAAUAAUAUUAAUAAAAAUAUAAAUA